AUGAACAGAAAGCAGCACCAGGGUAAAAAUAACAAAUUCAGUGAGAGCAGCUCACGUAAACCUGCCAAUUCACCUGAUAGAAGUGAACCUACAAGUACCCAUCUACCAUUUCAGUCUGAGUAUGCUCUUCACCCCAGAAAAGUGCUAGAUUUAUUCUUAGAGAGUUUCAGAUUCAUCCUAGCCUCUGACGAUCUUCAGCAAAUGAUUCAGUCAGUGAAAAGUGACCUCUACAAUCGUGACUACCUCCUGGCAUUUGACAGUGAUGAUAAGAGAUUUGCGUAUGUAGCGAGAUGGUCUCCAGCUAGGGCUUUGGCGUACGCUUCGCUCUUUUCCUCUAUAAGCCCUUUGAGACAGCUUCUAGCGGACCCAAACAAGAAAAGCCGUGCAUUGUUGAUUGGUGGGGGUGCCUCCUCCGAAUUGGUUGCUUUGGGUUCCUCGUUUGCUUGUCUUAAGCAGCCCAACGGAGACACUCCUUCUCAAUUGCAUCUUGAUGUCAUUGAUAUUGCCAACUGGUCCACGAUAGUUGGCAAUCUUACUCAGUCAAUCAGCCAAAAAUGGUUCUACGAUCCACUGAAGUUCACAAGUAGCUUCUUUCAUGGCGAUAUUCUCUCAGAAAGUGCAGAGUCACUUCAGCUUUCUCAGAUGGACUUGAUCACUAUUCUUUUCACGACAAACGAACUAUUCUGCGAAAAAAAAUCAGAAACCAUAAAGUUUCUUCAAAUGAUGAGCGCUCAUUGUCGUAAGGGCGCUCUUCUAUUGAUGGCUGAGAGCGCUGGUUCGUAUUCCCACAUAACAGUAGGCUCAAAGAAAUUCCCUGUGCAAUUCCUUAUCGACACCAUCCUAGCAGGAAAGCCAACCUCUGGUGAUGGAGCGUGGGAAAUAAUUGAGCAAGAAGAAAGCUGCUGGUACAGAAUCAAUGCAAAUGAAGUGGAUUACCCGAUCAAGUUGGAAAAUAUGAGGUUUUUCUACCGUUUGUAUAGAAAGAAAUAG
Candidozyma auris is the source of this 990-nucleotide messenger RNA. Its product is annotated as 25S rRNA (uracil2843-N3)-methyltransferase. The record is from RefSeq and is a predicted model, not a curated record. Bases 1 to 990 code for a protein of 329 amino acids. Lineage: Eukaryota; Fungi; Ascomycota; Pichiomycetes; Serinales; Metschnikowiaceae. The transcript has a single exon.